This is a messenger RNA of Cyanistes caeruleus (blue tit), 4232 nucleotides long. Lineage: Eukaryota; Metazoa; Chordata; Aves; Passeriformes; Paridae. The record is from RefSeq and is a predicted model, not a curated record.
AUACACAAACUGCACAGGAUAUUUCCAAAGUGAAUGGGGUUCACAGCUGAUUGCUCUAAAUGCAGAUUUCUGUUUCAACAGCUGCUGAAGGCCACUUAAAGACGAAGAGACUUCCUAACGCCUCAGCAGGAUGAACAAGACCAAGGGAGCUUUUGGUAGCCCAGAACUUUGGAGCCCAGGCUGCAUGCAGAGCAGCACCUCCCUCAGCAGUCUGGCACCACCCUUUGCAUUUGGACAGCAGGCGAUGGACACAGCCCUGAAUGUAAUCCUAAUCGGGGUCCUCCUCGUCAUCAUGGUGUCCCUGGGAUGUACAAUGGAGAUAGCCAAGAUCACAGCUCACCUCAGGAGACCUAAAGAUGUGGCAAUAGCCAUAACAGCUCAGUACAGCAUCAUGCCCUUGACAGCAUUCACACUGGGCAAGCUCUUCCAGCUGGGCACCUCAGAAUCCCUGGCCAUCCUCAUCUGUGGCUGCUGCCCUGGGGGAAGUCUCUCCAGCAUCUUUAGCCUGGCACUGAGAGGGGACACGAACCUCAGUGCUGUAAUGACCGCAUGCUCCAUGGUCCUGGCGAUUGGAUUAAUGCCACUGCUUCUAUACCUUUACUCUGGAGGACUCCAUGAGGGUGAUUUGGAGGGCAAGGUACCUUACAAAGGAAUCAUCACCUCCCUGGUGCUGCUGCUAAUCCCCUGUGCCAUCGGCAUCAUCUUGAAUGAGAAGAAACCACAGUACACUGGCCUUAUCACCAAGGCAGGGAUGGUUAUGCUUCUACUGUCAUCUGCUGCUAUAAUUGUUCUGUCUGUGGCCAAUAUGGGAAGCUGUAUCAUGGUUGUCUUCUCACCAUCUCUCCUGGGAACUUCUGCCUUAAUGCCCCUUACUGGAUUUCUGCUGGGCUACGCUGUCUCUGCAGCCUUCAAGCUUGAUGACCGGUGCAGGCGGACAGUGUGCAUGGAAACUGGCUGCCAGAACGUACAGCUUUGCUCAGUUAUCCUCAAGGUCACCUUCGCCCCAGAGAUCAUCGGCCCCCUGUACUUCUUCCCCCUGCUCUACUUGCUGUUCCAGCUUGGAGAAGGAUUUCUGCUCACCCUGGUCUUUCGGAUCCAUGAUAGAACAAAGCAAGCCAAUGCAGGUCCGUAAUUCCAAAGCUCAGCUGACUGCACAGAUGACUGAUGGAUGCACUGCUGAAUGAGAUCCUCCACCCACCACCCCUCUGAUGCUGCCAGUCCAGCUUUUCUCCACUGCCUUGAGAUGCAGACGAGUAGCUGCUCCAGACCUGCUUCAGGAUCACUUUACCAUAUCUUACAGCUGUGCUGGAGGACAGCUUAAUGGGAGGAAAAAACCCACUCAUUUGGAUCCUUGGGUGUGUGUUCAGAGCAAAGCAGUUGCUACUGGAAACAGAAAUGCAGGUGUUGACAAGACUACUAUAACAAAAGGGUUGUAUUCCAGCCUCUGGGUUAUAAAUGAGUGGAAGCAAAAUGGAUUCAGUCUUUUGGCAGGAAUCCCUUCCUCUUGUUUUAAAUGACCCAGUAAUUAUAGUUGUAGCUGUCACAAUCUUCCCCUAACCUGGUUUCAGAAUUGUCUAGUCUCACAUUUUUCUCUUUCGUCAGAAGAGAAAAAAAAAAAAUCUGUGCAGGUGUGACUACAUUUAGUGCUGAAGAAAUGAAAUCAGUGUCAAGACAUUGCAGAAAACAGUGGAAAACCAGGAAAACAAUAUAUGGAUUCUGCAGCAGUUGCUCUUCAACAACCCUCCACCCAGCUCAUAGGUGUCCAGCUGUUCUGUCAAAGACUUAUCUAUACACUCAUUUCACAGCAGCCACAGAGCCAUCUGCAACCACACUGCUAUUCUCCAAAGACCUUGCUCCAGACUAAGCCUUGCUCUGUCAGCCCAGAAAGGAGGAGACUUUCCACCUUCACAGUCAUUCUAACAAGCCUUUGGGACAGCUGAAGAACAUGCCAAGUGACUGUCCCAGUUUUACCUGUAAGAAAAUCACUGCCUGAAUCAGUUCCCUUUCUAAAUUUCACUUACCUGUAACUGUCCUGCUGGCACACAAUGGAAGCAGAUCCUGAUGGCACCACUGUAAAUUCAUGUUAUUUCUCUAACAGACCCAGAACGAGCUGUGAAGCUUUCUCCAUGCAGAAGCCAGUGAGAUUCAAUGCACAGCCAAGCAGCCCAUGGGCUGUUGGUUUCUCCCAUUCUCCAACGGGUACCAUGUGGUACCAACUGAACACCCAGAGCAGAAGCCACACAAACCAUGAUCACAGCUACACAAACUGCCUUGGUGAGCCGAGCUGGGGCCCAGCAAGCUGUACCUGCAAGACCAAUGUACCUUGAAUGUGCCUUCUUUUUUGCAGUUAGUGAACUCAACACCACACCUGUUCUAGACACCACCUAGGUAUGGUCACACUACACUACUACAGUAGCAGGAAAGAUUGGCAUUGACAUCCCCAGUGUCCAGACUAUGCCUUGUAACCCAAAGUAAUUACUCUUAAUUAAGAAUAAACAGAUUCAUACCAAGAAUGCACACUUAAUAAACAGAGUAAUUUCUGGCCAUAUAUCAAUGUAAGCCUCCACACUGCAAAACCUGGGAGUUUAACAGGAAGCUCAUCACUACACCAGCCAGCUCCCCAGGGAAAAUGCAGACAACUGCUCAUGCUGCUUGCAAGGCAAUUAAGUGGUGUAGUCCAGAAACAGAAUUCAGAACGACUAUUUAGAGAGCAGAUAAUACUUCACGUUUAGCCUAAGAGAAGUCGAUGAUCCCUUUCAUCACAUCAAGUGCCUUCAGCCACCUGGGUUGCAGCUGAAGCCAAGUCCCACUUGGACACAGAUGCUCAUCAUCAUCCAAGCUGGUAGGACUGACCGACUCAGGAUCUCAACACAGCUGACCUUCCACCCUGAUGAAUAUGAAUGCUGUUUUUACCCCUGUAAGUUAGAGCCCCCUUGCUCCACACCUCCUGGGGUCCAGCAUCUGCACCACUAAGGCUCUGAGAAUGAAGGCUCCCAUUCCCCAAAGCUGACUGGUAACAAUCCAGUUAACUGUGGAUCUCUCAAUGCCUGCUCUGAGCAGUCCCUGGCAGCCCAAUACACUGCCCCCUCCACAGACACAACACAGAACAAGAGCUCCUCCUCCUUCCUUGGCUUGGCCCACAAGACCUCUGCAGCAGCUGAGACAGGGCAGCAGGGCUGCCCAACUCCUGACCUCCCACAAGGCCCGGCCUUGCUCCGAGAGGAGCCACCUUGCACUUGCUAUGACCUAUCCAAAUACGAGCCAAGGCCACAAAGAUCUUUUUAAAGGUUUCUACAGAUUACUACAAGAACUCUUUAAAACACUUUGUAAGAAAACACGUGAUUUUAUUUAAAGAUUAAAUUCCUAAAUUCUCUUGUGCGUGAGGGCUUAAAAAAUAUAGGGAUUGCAGAGGGCUGCUGCCACUGGAAGCUACAAACACUAGAACACAGAACCUCAUGGUACGACUGCUGCAUUACUCCCAGCCACUGACUUAAAAAUCCCUCUUCCCCCAGAAUGACAACUAAUGCUUACAAAAACAGUUUUAUCUACACCUCAGUGCUCUCAUAUGAACAUGCACACAUACACUAAUGAAGUAUGCCGACUACAUCUGUCUUUAACACUCCACUUAUUAUCCCAAGUGAUUAAAAGCUAAAUGACUCAUCCACUCCACUUUCUGCCAUGAACUAUGACAGCCUGAUUAUCCAUGUUCUUAUUUCAGAACAGAGACAUCCAAGGACAUCACACCAUGUAUUUAAAAGGAGAGUGUUAACACUUUGCCACAGCUCCAUCUUUAAGAAGCAUUUUAACACGGUCACAGCCACUUUAUUAUUGACAGCAAGAAACAAGAGGCAGAAAUGUUUCUUUAUACUUUAUUUGAACUAUUUCAUUCUUAGGUAUCAAGAAAUAAGAGUGCUUUAUAGAAUAUUAUUAUCACAUGGCAGUGAAAUGGGCAUUUUCUUAGUGUAGUGCAAGUUAUAUUAAAUGAAAAUAUUUUAAAAUAAAGUUUUAUUACCAGUACCGACCAGCACUUAAUCUGCUGACCUAUAGCUGAAACAAUGUCUCAAAAGCACAAAAAAAUACCCUCUGAAAUAAAGCUUUAUGUACAGCACAUAUAGAGCUCUUAGACGCCUAAAGCUAUUAGUCUGAGAUAUUAAACUAAUGUUUUUGAGUUGCUAUUCACAGUUGAAUAUACUGAGAAUUAAGUGUUCAGAUGAUUUUAGAGUACAAAAAAA